UCAAUCCGGACAACGACCUGAAUUUUAUGCCGCCCGGGAUGGGUCAACCUCAGCCUGCGCAGCAGCCCCUCGCUGGUGCGGCCCACUUGUCCGCACAGCAUGAGCGCCUGAUUCUCGAGCUGCUGCCCUUCAAGGAGCUCCGUCAGUUCCACGAGUGGCUGAGCAGCGUCUACGUCCGCGGCUCCUGGAACGAGUUCGUCACCGACUUCCUUGCCCACAAUCCUCGGGCACCCGAACUCGACAAGAAUAAAACGACGCAAAAAGCCAAGGACGCCGUCAACUCGCGAAGCACCCAGUUCCUGAUAUAUCACCCGGACAAGGGCGCUUGGUCCGCCGAGGAUCACCACGUCCGCUUUAUCGUCACCGUCAUCCAGGAUAACAUGCUGAAGGGCUUGUGGUCGGAGAGCGACUGGAAGAAGAAGGGUCUCGACAUUACCAAAGCCGUUUAUGAGGUUCUCGCGUUUCUGAGGGCGACCACAUUUUACCCUGAUGCGAAUCCUCCGCUGUACGAGGCGUAGUGUGUUUUGGCCACUCGGGGCUUCGUUCCCCCGUCGUUGUCAUGUCCUGGCCUUUGUUCUUUAUCACUGUUGUCACCGUGGACUUAUUAGAGCAGGCUGUCAACAACUAGCAUAUAAUGGUAGCUAAAGCCGGAGGCUGCUUCUGACCUGUUGAUCAAUCCUUUAUUGUAGACACGGGAUAUCGAUUUGACGCCAGUGGGCAAAUGCGGGCAUGGCUGGGAGUUCUGAGCGUCGGAGCAGAGCACCGUGAUAAUUCAAAAAGCAAGCCAUGAAGCUCUCCUCGAGCCCGGCUAUGGCUGGGAUGCUGUUAUAGCCCGCAUUACACUGGCCGUCCCGUUCCCCUCUCACUUUCCUGCCCCCAC
Molecule: messenger RNA, 880 nt
Organism: Parathielavia appendiculata
Lineage: Eukaryota; Fungi; Ascomycota; Sordariomycetes; Sordariales; Chaetomiaceae
Exons: 2
Coding region: 39-518 (159 amino acids)
Source: RefSeq, a predicted model, not a curated record